AUGAAAUCGGGAAUAACGAAAAACGAAGAUGAAAUAUUAAAAUCCGUAUUCGUAUCACAAUCUAAUAAUAUUUUCACUAACCUCGCCAUUGAAGAUUGGCUUUAUAGAAACACGGAUUUUAACAGGCAUCACGUUCUUUUAAUUUGGAGAAAUUGUCCGACCGUUGUCGUCGGACGACAUCAAAAUCCUUGGCUCGAAUCGAACAUGGGGUAUUUGGCUGAAAAUGGUAUCGAUGUGGCAAGGAGAAAUAGCGGAGGUGGCACGGUUUAUCACGAUACGGGUAAUCUUAAUUUGAGCUUUUUCACACCGAGAGAAAGAUACAAUAGAAAACACAAUCUGCAAAUAAUAACUCGUGCUUUGAAAAAAGAAUGGGAUUUGAAUGUUGAUAUAACGGACAAGGAUGAUUUGAUUUUGGAUAAUCGCAAAGUGUCUGGAACGGCGAGUAAAUUGGGAAGACCGAACGCUUAUCAUCAUUGCACCCUUUUAAUCAAUGCCAACAAAUUGAAUUUGAAACAAAGUUUGAAUGCGAACAGAGAUGGAUUUGAAACGAAUGCAACCAAAAGUGUGCCUUCACACACGAAAAAUUUAGCUGAUAAUAAUGAUAAUAUAAAUUUUGAACGUUUGCUUAAUGCAAUCGGUUGGGAAUAUUUGAGAACAACAGCUCUCACUCUUGAAGAUGGUGGAAAUGAAUUGAUAGGGAAACAAAGGGGAUUUCAACUCAUCAAUCCUACAGAUCAAUGGUUUCCUGGUUUGGAUAAAAUAAGAGAUGAAUUUACAAGUUGGGAAUGGAGGUUUGGUAAAACGCCCAAAUUCACGGUUACAAAAUCAUUUCCCAUAUUUGACGAUCCAGCUGAGAAAGUAAACGGUCACAAUUUGAAAGUGACUCUCAAAGUUGAAAAAGGAAUGAUAGCGGACGUGUCGUAUCAAUUGCCGGAAAACAAAACGGGUUCCGUUUCCCCCUGCUGUCGCGACCUUCUAUCAAAUUUGUAUGGGAAAAAAUUUUCAUCACAAACGUUCGAUUUGAUUGAAAAAUCAUUGAGUUUCGACGAGAAAAAAGAAAAUAUGAAAACGGCUUUGAGAGCAUGA
Pediculus humanus corporis (human body louse) is the source of this 1086-nucleotide messenger RNA. RefSeq names its product lipoyltransferase 1, putative. Gene Ontology annotation, molecular function: lipoyltransferase activity. The coding region runs from base 1 to 1086 and encodes 361 amino acids. The transcript has 4 exons. NCBI's taxonomy places the organism in Eukaryota, Metazoa, Arthropoda, Insecta, Psocodea, Pediculidae. Gene Ontology annotation, cellular component: mitochondrion; cytoplasm. The record is from RefSeq and is a predicted model, not a curated record. Gene Ontology annotation, biological process: protein lipoylation.